AUGGAUUAUGGACUGGAACCCAAGGUGGCAAAUCUACUGCCUUAUUUAUUGGAUAAUCUUCAUGAGUUGCAUAUAGUUUUUCUGAGCAUGGAGGAACCAGUGUUUCCGAAAGAGGACCUCUACACUUAUUGCUUUAAAAAUGGUUUCGUUAAUGUGAUUUUGAUUUUCGGGAAGGAUCUCUACAGCUAUCUGCCAUAUCCAUCCAUUCAACCUAUUAAGCUUUUAAAUAUAACAAAGUAUAUUAAUACAAGAAGGACUAUACGCAAUUUUCAGGGAUAUCCCAUUCGCACCCUUCGAAGCAAACUAGCGCCUCGCGAUUUUGAGUAUUUUAACGAUCGAAAUGAGCUUGUUCGUGGUGGAUAUUUAUUCACGGCUAUCAAGGAGUUUUCGUAUCGCUAUAAUGCCACAAUUGAGAGCGUUCCUGUGCCCGAAGUAUCUGAAAAUGCAUCGUACGGUGUUAUUUUUGAGAUGAUGAUAGCCAAAAAUGUCGAUAUUGUUUGCUAUUUUACACCGGUUGUAUUUUGGAAUAGUGUGCCCCACACAGCACCGAUUUCGAUCGUCACAGAGUACUUCAUCGUUCCCCAUGCCCGUCCGAUUUCCAGUUAUCUGUACUACUCCCGACCCUUCAGAUGGACUCUGUGGUUGGUCGUGGCCUUGACUGUCAUCUAUGGUUCCCUGAUGCUGUAUCUGAUUUCGGGACGGGCACGAAACGAGAUCGGGGAGUGUCUAUUGUAUAGCCUGAGCCACAUCCUGUAUAAUGGCCAACAAACAAUCAGGAUUGCAGACUGGAGGGAAAUAGUUAUUCAUGUUAUCCUUACAAUCGGUGGUUUUGUACUUACCAACGUCUAUCUAGCCACGCUCUCCAGCAUUCUUACAUCGGGAUUGUACGAGGAGGAGUAUAAAACACUGAACGAUCUGGCCAAAGCUCCAUAUCCCAGUCUGCAUGACGAUUUCUACAGGAUACAAUUGGAGGCGAAAACCUUUCUUCCCGAAGCUGUCCGCCGAAACAGCAUGACCCUUAAUGCAUCCUUGCUGAUACCAUAUCGCGAUGGCCUCAACAAAAACUACAUGUACUUGCUGUACGAGGAUCGCCUGGAGCUGAUCCUGAUGCAGCAAUAUCUGCUGAAGACGCCGCGAUUUAAUAUGAUUCGUCAGGGUGUGGGAUACGCCCUUGAAACCUAUUGCGUGUCCAAGAGUUUACCCUAUCUGGAAAUGACCAGUGAGUUCAUGAGGCGUCUGCAUGAGCACGGAAUCAACAUCAAAAUGAAGGCCGACACAUUUCGGGAGCUGAUCCAACUCGAAGUUUAUACCCUUAUGCGGGAUGAUGAACCCCAAGCCAAGGCAUUUGACCUCGAGUUUUACUACUUCGCCUUUGGUUUGUGGAUUACCUUAGUAUUUAUCAAAAUGUUAUCUUUUUUACUGGCGUCGGUUUUCAUCCUUGCGAUUGGUGCUCCUAAUUCGGAGUCCACUCAAGUGUUAUAUGAACUCAAUCGGGCUCUUCGAACAGAACUCAAUGUAUUCAUUGAUUUUGACGAUUCUGGUAGCUCAUAUACCCUUCACAGUCUGGACACACCCAGAAUUCAACUCACUUCAAAAUUUGAGGAGAGUACGAAUCUUCGAAUACGUGGAAAUUUUACGGAAAACGCUCUAAUAAUAGUAAAAUUAUUGGAUUAUGGACUGGAUCCCAUGGUGGCAAAUCUACUGCCUUCUUUAUUGGACAAACUUCAUGAGCUAAAUAUAGUUUUUCUGAGCAUGGAGGAACCAGUGUUUCCGAAAGAGGACCUCUACACUUAUUGCUUUAAAAAUGGUUUCGUUAAUGUGAUUUUGAUUUACGGCAUGGAUCUUUACAGCUAUCUACCAUACCCAUCCAUUCAACCAAUUAAGCUCUCAAAUAUUUCAGAGUAUCUGAAUAGAAGGAGAAUUAUACGCAAAUUUCAGGGAUAUCCCAUUCGCAGUCUUCGAACCAAACUAGCGCCUCGCGAUUUUGAGUAUUUUAACGAUCGAAAUGAGCUUGUUCGUGGUGGAUAUUUAUUCACGGCUCUCAAGGAGUUUUCGUAUCGCUAUAAUGCCACAAUUGAGAGCGUUCCCGUGCCCAGAGUAUCUGAAAAUGCAUCGUACGACGCCGUUGUGGAUAUGCUGACAGCGAAAAAUGUAGAUAUUAUUUGCUAUUUGACACCGUUUGGACUUUGGGAAAGAGUGGCCCACACAGAACCUCUUUCGAUCGUAACACAGUACUUCAUCGUUCCCCAUGCCCGUCCGAUUUCCAGUUAUCUGUACUACUCCCGACCCUUCAAAUGGACUCUGUGGUUGGUCGUAGCCUUGACUGUCUUCUAUGGUUCCCUGAUGCUGUAUCUGAUUUCGGGAAGGGCACGAAACGAGAUCGGAGAGUGUCUACUGUAUAGCCUGAGCCACAUCCUCUAUAAUGGCCAAGAAACAAUCAGGAUUGCCGGCUGGAGGGAAAUAGUUGUUCAUGUUAUCCUUACAAUCGGUGGAUUUGUACUCACCAACGUCUAUCUAGCCACGCUCUCCAGCAUUCUUACAUCGGGAUUGUACGAGGAGGAGUAUAAAACACUGAACGAUCUGGCCAAAGCUCCAUAUCCCACUCUGCUUGACGAUUACUACAGGAUAGAAUUGCAGGCGAAAGACUUUAUUCCCGAAGCUGUCCGUCGCAACAGCAUCACCCUUAAUUCAUCCCUGCUGAUAGCAUAUCGAGAUGCCCUCAAUGAAGACUACAUGUAUUCGCUGUACGAGGAUCGCCUGGAGCUGAUCCUGAUGCAGCAAUAUCUGCUGAAGACGCCGCGAUUUAAUAUGAUUCGUCAGGGAGUGGGCUAUGCCCUUGAAACCUAUUGCGUGUCCAAGAGUUUACCAUAUCUGGAAAUGACCAGUGAGUUCAUGAGGCGUCUGCAUGAGCACGGAAUCAACAUCAAAAUGAAGGGGGACACAUUUCGGGAGCUGAUCCAACUGGGAGUUUACACCCUGAUGCGGGAUGAUGAACCCCCGACCAAGCCAUUCGACCUCCAGUUUUACUACUUCGCCUUUGGUUUGUGGGCUGUGGGUCUAUCCGUAUCUGUUGUGGUUUUUUUCACGGAAGUUGUUAGGAGCCGAUUUUGUAGUAAUAUUUCUUAA
Molecule: messenger RNA, 3126 nt
Organism: Drosophila rhopaloa
Lineage: Eukaryota; Metazoa; Arthropoda; Insecta; Diptera; Drosophilidae
Exons: 2
Coding region: 1-3126 (1041 amino acids)
Source: RefSeq, a predicted model, not a curated record